Salvelinus namaycush (lake trout) is the source of this 2998-nucleotide messenger RNA. RefSeq names its product E3 ubiquitin-protein ligase Praja-2-like. The transcript is spliced from 9 exons. Bases 446 to 2578 code for a protein of 710 amino acids. NCBI's taxonomy places the organism in Eukaryota, Metazoa, Chordata, Actinopteri, Salmoniformes, Salmonidae. The record is from RefSeq and is a predicted model, not a curated record.
UCUGAGGUCCUGAGCUCUCUGGAUGAGGUUUUAAACAAGGAUGUAUCUGUACACGUUUGAAACUUGGAAACAUGAACACACUAGCUAGCUCCAUUUGAACAACUCGAGAAAUAAGCCUGCAGCAGACGUGAUACCCUCUGUCAUUGAAACGCCUGCUCAACAAACUGCCGACACAGGCUGUGAACAAGUGGUUCGGUGGCAUUCUCUCUUUACUCUGUCGCCACCAUGCUCGACGCUAUGUACAAGGACUUCUACUUCGAUGCAGACAAGAAACAGGGUUUACGUGAAAUGUUACAUACACAGCUGGACAAGAUGGAAACGGACACAUUGACAGUGGGCACCGAGGAAGAGAAGCCACGGACAGACAGCUGAAACGUCACUGCUUGACAUGUAUGAUGAAAUCCUGGUUGAGAAUGAAACGACUGAACAAUGAAACAGCACAGCAAUGAUGGGUCAGGAAGCUGGCAAGCCAGCCUGGCCCAAACCACCUGGUGGACAUCAGACAAUCACAGGAAGGCGAUACGGCAGGAGGCAUGCAUACGUUAGCUUCCGUCCAACCUCUGCCAAGCACAGGAACCCAGCCAGCGUGGAGGAUUGGCCCGAUACGGAAAUGGACGGUGUCCAUAGAGCGCAUUCCAUAUCUUCAAAAGGAAACAUCUCCUCGAUGCUUCACGCCAUCUUUCCUGUCUCAUCGAAUUCGGUUCACCCAGAGGUGAAAAUCAAAUCUGGCAAAGAUCCUCCUCACAAGAAACAAUCAACUUCUAGGCAGUCAUCGGAGGCCCACUCCAUCCACUACAAAAAGAGUGACCAACCUGUAGCCUCAGACCAGGACCAAAAUGGUGGCUCGAAGAAAAGUGCAGAAGCUAGUGCAUGGCCUAUCCCCGAGGACGAGGACAGCAACCCUUCUAAUUCCAGCAUAUUGAGCAUUGUAAAUAUUGAUGCUUACGAGCCGGACAGUAGUGGCGGCGAGGAGGAGGGGGGACAGGGUUCAGACACGUCUCACGGUCUCCAGAAAAGACUGGAUGACAUGAUCUUCGAGCUGGGUAAAGAGUUUGACUAUCUCAGCGGUUUGCACUCGUAUUUGUACACACAAUCUAGUGAAGGGACGACAGACUGUUCCCUCAGAGACACUGAGUCAGUGAAAGAUUCUAGAACAGAUCCUAGAUCAGAUUCUAACACAGAAGAAAUCCCUCCUGAGUGGAAUAUAUCAGAACACAACAGAACAGAUCACCCGGAAAUCAGCACUGAGUUCCGAACACCAGAGGAGCUAGCAACUGUUGGCCCCAAAGGUCCUGCUGAGCUGGGGAACGACGACCAGAGGGGGACCCAGUCAGAGAUGGUGGUUAGGCCCAAAAUUCGUAAGCAGUCUAGUGAAACACACCUGGAGAAGUGGAAGAGUUCUCAUGGCGAGGAGGCACACUGUGGCUCAGCCAAACAGGCCAGCAAGACCAAGUGUGUGUCCGCACCGCCAUUCUUCCUGACACAAACGGAAAGGCCAAACCAGGAGUUUCUCUUUGAUUACCCUCAGACUGAUUCAUAUGGGCUUAGCACUAUCGAGAGGAGGGGUGAAUAUGGAGAAGCUUGUAGCAAAAUUAUUUCUGAUGAUGAAAAGGACAUCUGGGAAGAACUGGAGGACUUCAAUGAGACGGGUGUUCCUUUCAUGAAGGCUGAGGAAAGCUCGGAGUGCAGCGAGGGGGAGUGGUCAGCCUUGUGGACGUCGGACUCUGGCCUGGAGAAGGAGCGUGGCUCCAGUCAGGAGAGCUGGGUGACGCUGCCUGGCCUGGACGAACUGCACAACAGCAGUCUUGAGGAAGUCCCCGAGCUCAGCCUGCCCCCUGAGUCUCUCCCUGUUUGUCAGUUUUCUUCAGUCUGGUGUCCAAUGAAAUCAACCCGUCUGUGUGUGUGUGUGCACGCACUGUGCAGGGAGCCGACCCCUCUGGAGGAGGGAGAGAUACCGUGGUUGAUGUACAACGAGGAGACGGGCAGCAGUAGUGACGAAGACCCAGAUGGCAUGAGUCACUUUGUCCACCCAGGCCUCUUCAUCCUGGAUGGGAACAACAACCUGGAGGAUGACUCCAGCUUGAGCGAGGACCUGGACGCUGAGUGGAGGUUGCUAGAUGACUUUGGAGAGGGCUUUGGGAUGGCCCAGGCUAUUUCCUAUGUGGAUCCUCAGCUCCUCACAUACAUGGCUCUUGAAGAGCGUCUGGCCCAAGCUAUGGAGGCAGCUCUAGCCCACCUGGAGUCCCUGGCCAUUGAUGUGGAGCAGGCCCACCCUCCGGCUACAGAACAGAUUAUAGAGUGUCUGCCUCAGAUCACCAUAUUGGAGGACCCCACUGGUCAAGAACAUUGCUGUGCCAUCUGCUGUGGUGAGUACGUCAAAGACGAGAUUGCAACCCAGCUGCCGUGCCACCACAUGUUCCACAAGAUCUGCGUGACUCUCUGGCUCCAAAAGUCUGGGACUUGCCCUGUCUGUCGUCACAUACUGUCGCCUGUUGUCACGGAGACCACUGCUAACACCUCGUUUGUGUCGGAUCAGGACAUCCCACCGUCCAAUCACAGCGCAGCCGGAAUGCGGUGAAUCCACAGCCAGAAAAGAGGCCUGCAACGCUUCAAUGAAAAAUAGUUCUUAUUACUUUUUCUUUCAUUGUCGCUCUCUGCAAUGUAACUCUAUGAAUGAGAUUGUUGAAUUAGUUCUGCACAUGUUCAAGAUUUAUGUCCGAGAGACAGUUCAGGCUUAUUUUCUGAGAAAAUAUUAUCUGUAUAAUGUCAAGUCUUUGUUACGAAUGUAUGUUUUAAUGAAGGAUAUGAAAUUAGGAAAUUGCAAUUUUUGUUUAUCCUAGAUUUUCGUUAAAGCAUUUCAGAUUUUACUUGCACAUUUUUUUUAAUACAGAUGAAAGCAUUGCUUAUGUACCUCACAUUGUACUAACUUCAAAAUCAUUUUGGUUCCCGUGUUCAAUAAAGGCUGUAGUGUGGCUAAGUCUUGAACUAUCAAAACCAA